UAUCCUUUACCCGUGUCAGGAUCAUAGAACUAUCGCCUGAAGACGGUAUCAAGGAAGACCUCACGUCGACCCAUCAAGAAGAGCAUUUCACCCCAGUUGGGAGGCCCAACCAUAGGAGGAAGACUGACCUGGACCACCAGCUUGUUGGUGAUGCUUGCAAGGAGGCCAUAUCGUUCCUUGUCCGCUCGGCCGAUGAAAAACUAAUCUAUCAGAAGAUGAAGGAGGUGUUCCAGUAUUACCAGGAGCUAGUUUAUAGAAGCACAGAUGACCUCAGUCUUUCCCAGGUUUCUGGACAUCAAAGGAUUGGUGAAUCAGGACUUUUUGCUGAUGUUCGACGAUGAAACAUCCUCUAAGCUCCUUGAAAAGUGGGACACUGUAUUGAAGCCUAAAGUCAUCAAACUGGCAAAAUCCCUGACUACGAACACCGAUUUGCGUCGCCUCCUGAAGUCUGCAGAAAAACUGCCAGAGAAUGAUAGCGAAACCAACUGGGACAAUGAUAUGUCCUCCCUGCUGCUGCUGCUUCAUCUCCUCCCACCACCAGCAGGAGGGAAGAGGACCAAGAUCAGUGCCAGUGAUGCUGUCGGCAGACUAGUGCACUUUCAUAAGUCAUGCUGCAGCAUUGAAGACCAUCUUGAUGGGAGCCAUGGUCGACAGCCAUACCUCCUUGCCGUCGGAAGAAGACAGAGCAAGAUUGACAACUACUACAUCGUGGCGGACAAGAGGCUUGUUCCCUGCCAGGCAACUAGUGGUCUGUGUGCAUUUGAUGAACUGUUCAAAGCCCACUUUGUCUUUAACCUGUCGUAUGAUGAUGCUCUUGUCAACUUCUACACAUUUGUGCAGACAACCAUCUACAACAUUGAUGUAGACAAAACAAGAGAGGCCCCUGGCGUGAUAGAGUUGAGGACAAAACGUAUUAACUAAAUGUAUGUUACGGUGCUUUUGUUGUCAAGCGUUGCACAGAACAGCCAGUCAUUGAUAUCUCAUUUGAGAAUUGAGCAUAGCUUCUAUCCCUCCACCAAGUUUAGAAAAGUUCUGUGCUCAAGAUAGGUGUAGACGGCAGUUUUCAACAUACUCAGGUUUCAGAAAACAUUUGAAUAGUAUUCAUAAGGAUAUUGGUCAAGUAGUUGAUGCAUUAAGCUUAGAAGGGCCCUCUCAUGUUGCUGAUUCUCCUGUCCAGUCAGAAGCUCCACAAAUGGGUGGCGACAUUGGUGUCCCACAUGAUAACACUCAAAGUGAUUGUUUUGAGAAGAAUGGACAGAGUCUUGCUAAAGAUAUGUGUGCCUCCAUCAUUGCCAAGUUGCAAGCUAGUGGUGUUGCAAAUAGUGGUGUCAACAGUAGUGUGUGAUUCAGAAGAGCUAACUACAGGGCUGCACUCCCAAAUUAAACAAGAUGUUCUGUCAGUUAAGCCUAUGGAUAACCCCUCUACAUCUGCUGUAAAGGAUUGUUUUGAGAACUUUGAAAACCCAUUUGCCAGUUUUAACACAGAAACCAAGAGAACAAAGUACUUCAACCAAAAAUGGGAUGUUGUGAAGCCAGUAGAAGUAGUGUUGGGAAUUAGAUAUGAUAGCAGGUGAAAUAAACAAACAGGCAUGUAUGAUCAAGUCCCAGUGAAAGACACUUUUGUAUAUAUUCCUAUACUGGAAACAUUGAUGUUUGUGUGUUGCAAUUCUGAAAUCUGUAAGUUAUUGGAAAAUGCACCUAGGGAUACAUCUGUGGAAGACACUUAUGAAGACUUUUGUGAUGGAAGUUACUUUAAGACUCAUCCCUUGUUCUCAAAACAUAGAAAUGCUUUACAGAUCCAAUUGUACUAUGAUGGCUUCGAAACUGCCAACCCGCUUGGAUCCAAGCGUGGUGUUCACAAGAUAGGAGCCAUUUAUUUUGUCGUCGGGAAUCUGCCAUCCAAGUUUCUGCUGUGAUGAAUAUUCAUUUAGUGUCAUUAUUUAAUUAUCAAGAUCUAAAGAAAUAUGGCUUUGAUGCCAUUCUAGAGCCCUUGGUUAAGGAUGUAAAAAAAACUGGAGAGUGAUGGUGUAAAUUUGCCUUUUUCAACUGAUAAAGUUUAUGGCACUAUCUGCCAAAUAACUGGAGACAAUUUGGGGAUACAUGCAGUCCUUCAGUGGUCAUUACUUUUGCCGGCUCUAUUUGAUAGAAAAGUAUAAUGCUCAGACAGUUUACAGUGAGGAUGACCCUAAGAUUGUCUUGCGCGGUAAAGACCAAUUUGAAAUGCAUUUGAAUCAGUUUCAAUCAGACCCGCAGCUCCCAUCUGUGUAUGGUGUAAAGAAAAAUUCUAAACUAAACAGUUUGCAGCACUUCCAUGUUUGUAGUAAUUAUUCUGUGGACAUAAUGCAUGACAUUCUUGAAGGGGUGGCUCAGUUUGAGUUAAAAUUGUUGUUUAAAUAUGUCUCAGAUAAUUUUAUUUCGAAACGUGCGAUUCUCUCUAGAAUCUACUCGUUCGACUAUGGGUACUUGGAGCGCAAAAACCGUACAACUAAAGUCAACCUAGAGAACAGUGGAAAUAGCAUAGCACUUAAUUAUAUUCAAACUCUGUGUCUUGGGAGAAACGUUCCCUUGAUUUUGGGUGAUGUUGUUCCACCAGGAAAUGAGAACUGGAAUUUGCUGCUCAUCUUACUGCAAAUAAUCAACAUUGUUUUUUCCCCUUUUCUUAGCCAGGGCAUGACUGUGUACUGAAGCAUUUGAUAAUUUAACAUCACACACUUUUCAAACAGUUGGACCCACAUAAAAACUUGAUACCCAAACAUCACUUUAUGAUACAUUACCCAGCAUGCAUAAGUAAAUAAAUAAAUAAAUAUGUCCUUUAUUACAUAUGUGGAGCAUGAGGUUUGAGGCAAAGCACAAACUCUUUAAGAACACCCUCAAAAAACGUCAAGAACAUUACUAAGUCCCUUGCCAAAAAACACCAAUUUGCUAUAGGCCAUCACUGGGAGACAUCACCAAUGUGACAUACUGAGUAUGGACCGAUUAAAGCAUUUUCCCUGAGUGAUUUUACUGGAGUUGGCAGUAUCACUUCAGGUCACUAUGCAGAAAGCUAUUUACUCUAACAUCUGGGUUACGAUGGAUGGCACGGAGUACAGAGAGGGACUGUUAGUUUGCAGUAAGAUGGAGCAUGAAAUGCCAGUCUUUUGUAAAAUAACUAAGAUCAUUGUGGUUGACAAUAUUGUAUACCUAUUGCUGGACAAGUUGCAUACUGAUGAUUUCAGUGAACAUUACCAUGCAUCCACUGUGUUUGAUGGUGUUGAUGACAAAGUUGUUGUCAAAGUUGAUGAUCUGAAAUUGUAUAAGCCUUUUGUCCUUCAAAGUGCUUAUGGUGCUGAUAAGAGCCUUUAUGUUGUUCCUUUGUUUGACAUGAUUGAGUAAUAGUCAGAUUAUUGGCAACUUUGUCAAGAAAAUUAGGUGGACUUCCACUUGUGUUAAAUAGCAACUCUGCAAAUACUAUUGUUCUCAUAUAGUACAUGUACUGAUGCUCCUGUGAUGCAUUGAUUUCAUUCUGAUGCACCUGUGAUGCACUGAUUUCAUUCUGAUGCUCCUGUGAUGCACUGAUUUCAUUCUGAUGCUCCUGUGAUGCACUGAUUUCAUUCUGAUGCACCUGUGAUGCACUGUUUUCAUUCUGAUGCGCCUGUGAUGCACUGAUUUCAUUCUGAUGCUCCUGUGAUGCAUUGAUUUCAUUCUGAUGCACCUGUGAUGCAUUGAUUUCAUUCUGAUGCACCUGUGAUGCACUGAUUUCAUUCUGAUGCUCCUGUGAUGCACUGAUUUCAUUCUGAUGCUCCUGUGAUGCACUGAUUUCAUUAUGAUGCUCCGGUGAUGCACUGAUUUCAUUCUGAUGCACCUGUGAUGCACUGUUUUCACUGUGAUGCGCCUGUGAUGCACCUUUUUUCAUUUUAAUAUGCCUGUGAUGCAUUGUUUUCACUUUGGCCUAAAUAAAUGAAACAAAGCAGA
Messenger RNA from Coregonus clupeaformis (lake whitefish), 3951 nucleotides. RefSeq lists its product as uncharacterized. The transcript has 4 exons. The record is from RefSeq and is a predicted model, not a curated record. The coding region runs from base 265 to 921 and encodes 218 amino acids. Lineage: Eukaryota; Metazoa; Chordata; Actinopteri; Salmoniformes; Salmonidae.